UAAUCAUAUAAUAUGUUAUCUAUGGAUAUAACCUCAACUAAAUGUUAAUACUAAUACUAAUAGGUUAAAUUUGCAUGCCUUGAAAAAUUUAAAUAAAUAAGUGUAUUAAAAUGUUUAAAAACACUUUAAAUUUAUUUCAAAAAUGCAGAUUUGGAGUGACGUUAACAAGAGUUAAUGAUGUGCAAUUCAAAAAUUUAUAUUCACAAGCUGCAUUAGGGAUAGAUAAUUAUGUUAGAAACAGAGAAAGAAUACAGGGCCAAUUUACAAAUAUGUUAGAUACAUUUAAAAGUAAGAUGUCUGAUUUCGUGGUACCAUCAUCGAUGAAUAUGAUAUUUACAGAAGAUUUAAAAAAUAUGAUACAUGUAGCCGAAUCAAAUUCUCAUGAUAUUGAUUUAGUUGUAAAAAUGAUGAUUAAAUUUAACAAACAAAACAAGGAUUUGCGUUUUGGGAGCUUCGUUUUUGGACCCGUAGUAAUGAGGAUGUUUCAUUACUUAGAUGAUCCCAACACUGCUUUACAGUGUUUUUUAGACCCUGAAUUAGCCGGCUUUUUUGAUCAAGUUUCAAGUUAUCAAAUUCUCAUGGAUCUCCUAUUAGAACAUGAUAGAUAUGAAGAUAUAUUAAAGGUUUAUGAUCAUGUGAAAAAACAACAAAUUCAAGGUUUGCGUCAUCCAAAAAAUAUUGUUGUACUUGUUUGUGCUGCUUGUUACAAAAAGAAUACAGAAGAAAGUUUCAAAUAUGCUUGUGAAUUUUGGGCAGAAUUAAUAUCUGUUGGUCAUCAACCCAUGAGAAGGGCAGCUACGUUUGUAGCAAGUCUUGCUUUGAACCACAAUAAUCCAAAUGUUGCUUUAGAAGUUCUCUCAAAUACAAAACAACAAAAUUAUAUGACUGUGAGAAAUUUGAAGGCUGUGGCAUUAGCUCAAUUGGGUCGCCAUGAAGAUGCUUUAGGUUUAUUAAGAUCUGUUGUAAAUACUGAUAGUACUCUAGACAAAAAGGGGACUUUUGCCAAAGAUUCUAUAGAAAAAAUAAGUAUGAUCAUUAAAUCAACAAAUAACAAAGAUUUAGUUAAUGAAUUUACCAGUAUAGAAAAGUAUUUGAUUGAAAAUGGUCACCUGACCGAUGAUUCCCUUCAUGAUUUAUUGAAUUCGGAGAUAGCACUUGUUCAACAAAAUCUGAACAGAAAUGCUAUGUAUCAACAUAACAUAAAAAUGCAAAAUUACUACAAAGGAAAUUCUGGCAAUUACAAUAAAUUUAAUAAUAAUAAGUUAAGAAGACCUGGUAUAACUGACAUGUAUUAAUCAAGGAAUUAAUUUAGAAUUAUUUUGUAAUAAGCAAAUAUAGAUGAAACCACUUUUAUUAAUCCAAUCAUUAUUUUAUUUCAUU
Molecule: messenger RNA, 1380 nt
Organism: Ctenocephalides felis (cat flea)
Lineage: Eukaryota; Metazoa; Arthropoda; Insecta; Siphonaptera; Pulicidae
Product: pentatricopeptide repeat-containing protein 2, mitochondrial-like
Exons: 8
Coding region: 111-1295 (394 amino acids)
Biological process (GO): regulation of mRNA processing; mitochondrion organization; multicellular organism development
Cellular component (GO): mitochondrion
Molecular function (GO): RNA binding; protein binding
Source: RefSeq, a predicted model, not a curated record